UUGCCUGUGACGUGGACAGACGGCCAACAGGCAAACGAGGCUUUCGGGGUUUGCAAAUAACAUAACUCGACGAUCAACUAAAACACUCCACUAAACUGGACGAGGCAGGUUGCCCUGCUUCUAAGACAUGCUUUUCUAACCGUUCCGUCCAGCCAUGGCGUCGGCACCUCCUGCAGAUUCUCUGCCCCAAAUUGCUUUGGAGGAGGUGGAAGCUUUAAGAGCAAUUUACAUGGAAGAUUUUGAUGAGGCCCUUGUGCAAGUAACAACAGCCUGGAAAGUAGCCCCUAUCCGCGAGUUUAUAAUACAGCUCGCUCCUCACGAUGAAGAGCUUAAAGAGCAUUGCAGGGUCGUUUUGGCCAUACGCUUUACCAAGCGAUAUCCAGAAACCGCCCCAAACCUUAUACUACGAAAAGUGAAAGGGAUAUCGGAUUCCCAAAUGCAAGAGUUGCAAGCGAAGGUCGAACUGUUUGCCCAGCAGCUACUGGGGCGCGAGAUGAUCUUCGACAUCGCAAGCUACAUUCAGGACGAGCUCUGCCGCCACAACGCGGUGGCACGUGGAGUCAAACAAGUCUCUUUCUUCCAGCAAAUGCAGGACAGAAGGGAGCAGGAUACCAAGGAGCAAAAUGAGCGUGCGAUGAGGGAGCUCGAACUCAAUCGUCAAGUGGAAGAAGAGGCUCUGAAAGAGCAGAAUCAAGCCUUGGCUUCACAGAUUGAGGAGGAGAUUCAAAAGAAGCAGGAGAAAGUGAAACAAGAGAGGGAUAAGAGGAAACGGAUGCAGCAGGAAGAAAAAAGCAAGUUGUAUGGGACCAACGGAAACACCGAGCAGACGGCUCCUAGCACACCUGUCACUCCUGUUUCGCCUGUCUCCCAGCUGUCUUUGGACUUUGUCGCGAAAGGACCGCUCUUGCAGAAAGGAAUUCUCAGUUCACUGCAUAUCGUACGAGUUGCCGGGCAGGGGGACAAUGAGUCGGCGAUGCUGAAAGAGAUUAUCAUAUCGAACCCACACUAUCGUACCGGUGACGGCAAGAAGAAACUGAUGGACGCCUGCGGAGAGAUUCAGAAGCUUACUGCAAUACGGCAUCCCAACCUUGUCACAAUCUUCGAUUCGCGCGUUCAGAAAGUGGAUGAUGCGUGGCAGGUGCAGAUUUUGCUAGAGCAUUGCCGUGGCGGAUCACUCCAGGCACUCAUCAAAAGGAGCGGUGGGUUGAAAGUCGGGGUCGCACAGCAUUACAUGAAGGAGCUCUUGAAAGGGAUCGCGUAUUUGCAUUCCCAGAACCACAUUCAUAAGGACGUCAAAUCGCGAAAUGUACUUUUCGGGGGGACGGACGGCAAUGAGGAGAUCAAGCUGAAUGAUGCUUCCUACGCGCGAAAGCUCCUGGAUCUGCACAAAAGCAGACCACUGAAUCCGCUGCUUCCGGAGGAAGCGAGCUUGCCCAAGAUAUGGACGCCGCCGGAACUCUUGACUCGACACAGUGUGUAUGGAAGAAAAUCCGAUAUCUGGAUGCUGGGGACAUGCUUCCUCGAGAUGAUUUACGGAUACGAAAUCUUCGAAACGGCGCGCCCAGAUGACGUCGAUUUGAGAGUGCAAGAGACCUCGCGCGGGCUUGCUGAACUCGUGUCUGUUAUGUUAGCACCGGACCCGAAGGAUCGGCCAAACGCAAUGGAGAUCCUCAACCACGCGUUCUUUUCCAACACACAUUCCGAAAUGCCGAUUGCAUUCGAGAUCAUGAAAAGCUCUUCUGCAGUGAGCAGCCCCAUGAAUUCCCACCGCAGAACGUUACCUCCCGUAACGCCGUCGAAACAGUCACCCAAUGCCAAUUAUGUAGGACCGAGCAUCUUUGACUCGAUGACUCUGUCGCGAUAUCGGUUGGAUUUCGAAGAAAUCGAGUUCCUCGGCAAAGGUGGCUUUGGGGAAGUCGUGAAAGCUCGAAACCGGAUCGACGGUCGUUUCUACGCCAUCAAAAAGAUUAAGCUGGACGCGAACGAUAGAGAUGGCAGUAAACGGAUUCUGCGAGAGGUGCAGACCCUAUCGCGCCUGCACCACCAAUUUGUCGUUCGAUACUACCAAGCGUGGUUUGAGGACGGGACAGGAGAAACCUGGCACGAUGACUCCGACGACGAGGAUUCGGAGGACAGCGAGGACAGCGAGUCCUCCGAUGUGUCGCACGACAGCGAUUUCGACCAGCCGAUCUUCGAGGAUGAUUGGUUGAGCUUCAGCAAAACGAAGAAGAGCUACCCUAGCAUAUCCAUCUCCUUCGGCCACGGAAGCCAGCGCAAUGGCAAUGAUACCUUAGAGACGUUUUCGACAGAUGGCGCCAGCCCGACGCCGACGGAUGAGGGAGGCAGGCGCAAGGCCCGAUCAAAUAGGGUGCUGUACAUCCAGAUGGAAUACUGCGAAAAGAAAACCUUGCGCGACGUCAUUGAUGAAGGAAUAGACGACGAAGAGGGAUGGAGAUUGUUUAGGCAGAUCCUUGAAGGGCUGGCGCAUAUCCAUUCUCAGGGGAUGAUUCACAGGGAUCUAAAGCCUAGCAACGUCUUCUUGGAUGCUAGCGGGAACGUGAAGAUCGGCGAUUUCGGUCUGGCGUUGUCUAGGGAGGAUGAGGGAGGUCUGCCAAAAGUCGUUUUGAAUGGCAUGGAUGGAUCGACGGGCAGUCUUGAUCCUGAGGGCUCGUUUACGGGCGAAGUGGGGACUCCGGUGUACGUGGCGCCGGAGAUCGUUUCGGGGCAUGGGAAGUACAACUCAAAGGUGGAUCUGUACUCCCUCGGGAUCUGUUUCUUCGAGAUGUGUUACCCGUUCACGACAGGGAUGCACCGCGCACUUGUCUUGAGAGAGUUACGGCAGCCUUCCAUAACGAUGCCGCAAGAUUUCGAGUUCAAGCGGUACGACGCGCAAUCCCAAAUUAUUCUGACGCUGCUCAAUCAUGCCCCAAAAGAGCGCCCGAGCGCUGCCGAGCUCCUGCAGUCACCACUCUUACCCCCGACGCUAGAGGAAGAAUACAUCUCGGAAGCGCUGCGAUCCAUCGUCAAUCAGAACAAUCCGCUCUACUAUUCACGGCUCGUUACAUCCCUUUUUGCGCAAAGCACUGAUCGGCAUAAGGAUUUCACGUAUGAGUUCAAUAGCAAUGCGCUGACGCUUGACCAGUUGACGUCGCUGGUUACCGGUCGGAUGUACGCGCACGCGCUCAAUGUGUUUGCGAGGCAUGGGGCCGUCAACAUACGGGCGCCGCUGCUGAUCCCCAAAGGCGAUCUGCACGCCGCUGGCGGCGUCAAAAAGGUUGUGGAGUUGGUGGACUCGACAGGAUGCAUCGUUCAGCUGCCGUUUGACCUGACGGCCCCGUUCGCGCGGUUGAUUGCACGGGUUUCGCAGGACCUCACCUUGCCGUUGAAACGUUACGUGAUCGACAACGUGUACCGUAGCAACACGGUAGGCGGGCAGCCACGGACGAUCCUGGAAUGCGAUUUCGACAUCAUUACGAGCAACCUCGGGAAUAUGUGCCCGGACGCGGAAGUCAUCAAAGUCGUAUAUGAGAUGCUGGAACUCUCGGCGGCCAAGUACAGCAAUCCCUCGUUGUUCGUCGUCAGACUCAACCACUGCUCGCUGCUCGAAGCCAUCUUCGACACCUGCAAGAUUUCGACAGACUUCCAUGUCCGCACACGCGUGCACAACCUACUAGAACAGCUCCACAGACCCAUGAACUGGACCCAACUGCGGCCUCUGUUAGUCAAAGACGGCAUUUCGGUCGAGUCCGUGAACGCCCUGACCAAGUUCCAAGAUCUCACAGGCGAUUUCGAAAACGUCGCUGCUCGCGUGGAAAGCAUGAUGGAUCAACGCGUCAAGCCGGCGUUUCGGGAGAUGCUGAGUCAGCUGCGGUUGUUGAUGAGCCAUUUGCAGCAUCUUGGGAUUAAGAGUCGGGUUGAUUAUGCGCCGUUGUUGGUUUAUAAUGCUAGUUAUUACAAGAAUGGGCUUAUGUUUCAGAUUGGGCUGCAGAGUAAGAAGAAGCUAGAUGUCGUAGCGGCCGGCGGGCGGUACGACCACCUGCUAGGUCAAUUCCGAUAUCCAUUUGGCCCCAGCAAGAAGCUACACGGAGUCGGGGUGCAUUUCGCCAUGUCGAAGGCAAUAUCAGCCAUCGUUCUAGAAGAAGCUGAGCACAUCCGCUCCUACUCAUCGCAGCCGGGAGGCGACGACACCGCCGGCUCCCAGUUCCGCCGCGUGGACGUACUAGUCGUCUCGGUCGGCAAAAGCGGGGCCGCCGCCGACGACCGCAUGGCCAUCAUCUCCGACCUCUGGAACGCCGGCAUCUCCGCCGACAUGACCUACUACGACGUGCAGUCCCCACAAGACAUCUUCAAGCGCGCCAAGGCGCAGGGGUACAAGCUGUGCGUCAUGGUCAAGAAUCGCAACCCAGACGUGCAAAACGGACUUAUUAAAGUGAAGAAUCUGUCGAGCAAGAUGGAGGAGGACGUCUCGCGCAACGAGCUGCUGGUGCAUGUGCAGAGCGAGUUGGCGGAUACGACAAAAUCGGAACCGUUUGUGCAUGCGCAUGCGAAACCGAGAAGGGGGGACUCGGGGCAUAAUAUGGGGGAGAUUGCGCCGCAUCAUCAUCGGGACUUUGAUUCGAGUGGGGGAAACGAUGUCAUGUCGUUGGAUGCGCACAGUGUUGUGGUUGUCCAACCGCCUUGGAAGAAGGGGAAGGUCAAGCAUAAGGAUAAGCUCAUGUCCAUGGAAAAAGCUACGCACGCUGUUUGCAGCGAAUUCCUAAACCUCAAACGCGGGAUGGUUUUCGUAAUCGACCUGCCAGAGAACGUAUUGAAGAAACUCACCGGCAUCGAUCUGAAACUCCCGGAAGAAUCCUUCAAGAAACUGUUCGACACACUACCAUCCAACCAACGAGAAUAUCUUUCCCAAAUCAAACGCCAAAUCAUCCGCCACCACAAAGAAGACCACCAAGAUCAUUUCUGGCUCUACUCGACGGUGGAUGGCGACGUUCACCUCUACUCGUUUGCGUAAACAAGAUUGCGGUGAUGACAUUUUGCGAAUUCACCCCCGUACCGUUGGAGGGAACACUUCUACGUGACCCUGCCGGUUCCAU
Fimicolochytrium jonesii is the source of this 5090-nucleotide messenger RNA. Its product is annotated as kinase-like domain-containing protein. Lineage: Eukaryota; Fungi; Chytridiomycota; Chytridiomycetes; Spizellomycetales; Powellomycetaceae. The transcript is spliced from 9 exons. The record is from RefSeq and is a predicted model, not a curated record. Gene Ontology annotation, biological process: regulation of translational initiation by eIF2 alpha phosphorylation; DNA damage checkpoint signaling. Gene Ontology annotation, molecular function: eukaryotic translation initiation factor 2alpha kinase activity; ATP binding; protein binding. Bases 155 to 5008 code for a protein of 1617 amino acids.